AUGGCCGCAGCGAAGGUGGCUCUUCUGAAGGAGCUGGAAGAGACUGGGGCUACGUUGACGGACCCAGAAGACGGCGCAAGCGAUCAAGAUGAAUCGCCGACGGUACCAAUCAGACGGCAAAGGUCCAGGCAGAGACUGCACAAAUGGGAGGACCUGAAGACGGUGUGGAAUCCGGUGUCCGUGACGUCUAUCCGGCCGCGCCGCGCCAAACGCCAUGGCAGGCGAGAGUGGUUAGUCGGCGCAGCGUACACGCUCAGCCUGUUAAUGAUGGCGGCGACAAUCGCUCUUAUGCUUCGCGCCAGGCAGCAGCCUCGGCACGUCGAGCUCAUCCGAGGGCGGCGCCUGGUCCGGGAAGUUCGCUCGGCCUUUGCGGAAAGCUCGGACAUCCGAGCCGUUCAAGUGAUGGCUCAGGGCGCCGAGAGUUUGGCGCAGCUGUACGAGCACUUGCAAGCGCGCACGCCGGAAAGGAAGACCCUAGUCGCUGUCGAAACCUACCUGAAUAUAGCGCUAAACGUCCGGAAGAUCGUAGAUAUGGAGAGGAACUUGAAACUCAUUCAAUUUGAAAUGACGCAGUUCCUUGAAAGGGAGAGUCGUGAACUGCUCACUUCCUUGCAAUUCGGAAAAGAACCGGAACAUGCUCAACGGGAUACGGAAACGAGGCUCGAAUCAGACUACGGGUUGAACGAUCCGAGACAAUCGCCGCAGUACGUGCACUGGCGCGACCGUGCGGAUAAACUCUUGGACGAGCUGACAGGCCUGUAUGCGAAAAAUGCGGAACUGUAUACGCAUAUGAACGCCGAGCUUUCAAGAUAUGCGCCGCACCGUGCGCAAAAGUACCUGGAACUGCAGUCUGUUCUCAGUGUCGGCGGCGUGGAUAUCGCGACGACUGCGCAAGAAGUGUUGCGCAGCACCGGUUACUUGCCACUUUUCAGGGGAACGGAGGAACUCCAAGCAGAUUUUGCAAAGGCGACUGAUCGUGAGCGACAGAGGACUACCUGGCAAAACCUUUUCGUGAGGGGGUCCAAACCUGCCAGCGAACUGACGAUAUCGACAGAAGUGUCCCGUCUGGCAAGACAAGUGGACAGACUCAUGGCGAUGCAACGACGCAGUGCACGCAUCCAAAAGGAAGUGGGCCUACCCGGGGUUCUCAGAGGCUGGUGGCUGGUCAAUGUGCCCGGCAACAUCGUAGGACACGAACUGAAGCUUGCCAGCGAGACCCACCUGGCGCUUUUGCAGAAAGAUAAAGAAAAGAAAACAGAGCGUUCUUAA
This is a messenger RNA of Neospora caninum, 1269 nucleotides long. RefSeq lists its product as hypothetical. The record is from RefSeq and is a predicted model, not a curated record. The transcript has a single exon. Lineage: Eukaryota; Apicomplexa; Conoidasida; Eucoccidiorida; Sarcocystidae. The coding region runs from base 1 to 1269 and encodes 422 amino acids.